AUGUUGCCCCAACUCUCUUUUCUCUUGGCUCUGCCCCUGUUGGCGAUCGCCGUUCCUUCACCAGCGCCCCUCGAGCACAGCAAGAGGGCCAUAACUUGCCUGAAGGUCGGGGCUACUGCAACCGCCAGAUGGACGAACAGUGCCGGCAAAUCAUGCACUUUCACCGGCGUGGUCGGUAGCAACUAUGGCACUAACCCUUCCGGCUCCGGAGACUACUCUUGCAACGGUCGCUGCGGUGCUGGCUGCACUGGAGCUUCUUUGGGCAAUGCGUACACUCAAGACUGCUUCUCUCAUGACAUCUGCUCCUACUUCAACAGCGCUAGCGGCGGUGCAAGCGAUCCCAACUGCGGUGCUGCCUACAAUGCUGCGGUUGAUGAUACCACCCUCGGCGUUGUGAAUGGUUGCGGACAGACGAACCCGUCCAACGCCGUAUCCAAGCCUUCCACGAGCCCUUACUAG
Molecule: messenger RNA, 459 nt
Organism: Colletotrichum aenigma
Lineage: Eukaryota; Fungi; Ascomycota; Sordariomycetes; Glomerellales; Glomerellaceae
Exons: 4
Coding region: 1-459 (152 amino acids)
Source: RefSeq, a predicted model, not a curated record